This is a messenger RNA of Aspergillus glaucus CBS 516.65, 2028 nucleotides long. RefSeq names its product putative C6 transcription factor. Lineage: Eukaryota; Fungi; Ascomycota; Eurotiomycetes; Eurotiales; Aspergillaceae. The coding region runs from base 1 to 2028 and encodes 675 amino acids. The record is from RefSeq and is a predicted model, not a curated record. The transcript is spliced from 5 exons. Gene Ontology annotation, biological process: DNA-templated transcription; regulation of DNA-templated transcription. Gene Ontology annotation, cellular component: nucleus. Gene Ontology annotation, molecular function: DNA binding; DNA-binding transcription factor activity, RNA polymerase II-specific; zinc ion binding.
AUGCCGCGAGACGGCUCGCGUGGGCGAUUGCGAUCGUAUGAAGCCUGUCUAAAUUGUCGACGAAAGAAAACACGAUGUCCAGCAGAGAGGCCUGUGUGUUCAAGUUGUGCUCGUCUCAAUCAGACAUGUCUCUAUACAUCUGGUCGGAGAGCAUCGCACCAAUCGGAGGACCGACUAGCAUCACUGGAAGAAAAGGUUGAUUUUAUCAUGAAAGGGUCUAAACCCUGCGAUGAAGAUCCAUCUCCCGCAAAAUCGUCAUCGAAUUCACUUCCCAGCGAGUCGAACUAUGCCCUCAAUAAUCUGCUUGCCCCAGAGCUUGGUUUCGAAGGCCCCGAAGACUCCAGUCUGCAUAUAUCAUCGCCUACCGUCGCCAAAGCAGUAGAUCUCUACUUCCAAUACUGCCAUCGACAGCCUAUCUGGUGUUUCAAUUACGAAGAUCUUGAGGACAUGGGAUUUCUGCCAAAGGAGCUUGUCUAUAGUAUCCUCACGCUGACGUCCCGUUUCUGCGUCGCCCACGACCAGUCACAGUUCUACAGCAACACGGCGAGAACAUUGAUCAUGCUUCGUGUCGCAAGUGGCACUGUAGACCUUGAGACCAUCGAGAGUCUGUGUCUGCUCACAUAUUCACUCUUCAUGGACGGAAAUGUGUCUCUGGGCCAGUUUCACUUGGGAUUCGCGUUCCAGCUUUGUCUCACAGCCAUGAUUGAUGUUGAAGCCGCUGCUCCAGCUAAGAGUCCUCUGGCUCAACGGAAGAAAAGAGUCUUCUGGGGCCUUUUAUCACUGGAACGGUCGUACGGCCACCAGAACAGGCUGUUCAGACUCUCCGCUGAACCAUUGUGUCCCUGCUGCAUCCCAAACAAGACAGAAGACGACGAAACCAUGAGCUGCUCAGACCCCGAAAUCGACAUAUGGAGUCUAUCCUCUCACUUCGGCUGGGUCUGGAGCAGAGUGCGAACCUACGUUUCUGACUGUGCCCAUAACAGCCUCAAAGAACCCUGGCGUCACGACUCCAUGUACACAAUGAUCCUCUCCGACCUUACCUCCGCCGAGAACAAGCUCUCCCAAAACCACCGCUACGACUCGGUCAAAUUCUACGAACGCACAGCAUCCGAAGUCCGUCUGAACAAAAGUUACUGGGGUCCCUGGCUGAAACUACAGUUCACAUACCACUGUAUCCUGACCAUGCUCAACCACCCGUUUCUCUACAUCGUCGCGUCCCAGCAUAACCCAAACCUAGCUAUUCCGAAUGCAUUUUGGAGAAGGUCGAGCGAGCUGGCGUUGUUGCAUGCUACCUGGAUCGUGAGGAUUGUUGAUAUGGUGACGGAGAAGGAGAUGAGGCUUACGGAGGCUUUCUUUGGGCAUGCGGCUGCUGUUGCUGCUACGGUGCAUCUUUAUUAUUGUCGGGCGGCGGAUCCGAGGUUGAAGUUCAAGUCGAAGACGGAUCUGGCGAAGUGUAGGAGGUUUUUGGAGGGGUUUGUGGAGUUUUCGCCUGCUUGUCGGGCAUUGGAUCAAACGCUGGAAAAGAUAAUACAUAUAGCAUUUGGUUCCGAGAAUGUUGAUUACGACUGGACUCCCUCCCGAAUUUACCUCAGCGUUAGUCUAAUGUGGGACAUCCUACGAGCAAACUGUACCCCGGAGACGCAAGAACCAUCUACAACCGGCCUUCUUCAUCCAUCCCUCACACCCACAAUCACACGCGAAAGCUCAGCACAAAGCUCAUCCACUCUCGAGAUCAUCGUCGCCAUGUCCCCAGAAGUCACCGUGAAUACCGCAGAUGGGGGACAAGCGGCGCACAUGCCUCCAAGGGUGCGAAAUACAACAGCAACAAUAACGGCUCCGGCACCAUCAUCUCCGGACAUUGAUCUUAGGGGAGAGAGAUUGAUCGUGCCGAGUGAUAAUCUUAUGCUGAAUACGCCGUGGUUGUGGACUGAUCCGAGUCAGUUUGGGGAUGUGGAUGGGGUGAAUCGGCAGGAGUUGGAGAAUAGUAUGGAUGGGUUGUUUACGUGGUGGGAUUUGGGGAAUUUAUAG